AUGUUGUUUUCCGGGCCUGAUUCUUACAGCUGCAUCGGCAGAAGGCGGGCAACUACCAUGAGUAGGCACAAGGAGGAACUACACGUACGGAUUCAUAUGUUAUUGCUCCUCUUCCUUUUCCCGCCAGUCGUCUUUGUACUUUUCCUUGUACUAAUAUCCAGCUGCACGGGCGGUUUCUUUUCUCUGCAAGGCGCACGGGCCGUUUCGCUGCGCAGGGAAGCCACAUCAAGAACGCACCAAAAAAGAACGAGCCAGGCGGCAAACCUCCCCGCAGACCGUGCCGAGAGUGGCGGGGAGGGCGAGGGGAGCGGGUGGCAGCCGCAGGCCGAUGAAGGUCCUCCUUCCCGUAUGACAAUGAAUAGUGCCCCGGGACGACCCCCAGAAAUAAGUAUUUCGGAUGCGCAGUUUCCGAUUGGAAAGGUUUUGUCUUGCAUUCAGGAGCUACUGGUACUGAGGAGUCUACCUGAUCCAGAUUCCAGUACAUGAGAAGCGCAGCUGUUGCUGUGCCAUUUUGCAACGCAUCAAAUUUUUGCUAAUUCUGCACUGAAGACUUGCGACGCUGAUGCAUGCAAGAGGAGGACUGUUCUUAUUUCGAUUGGGAAAAAAUAUCUUUGCGCAGUCUGUUUGCAUUGGACGAACGUUCUGAAUGGGAAACGCUUCGAAGGAGCUUGGGGUAAGUACUAGGGGCGCUUUUCGAUAUGAUAAUACAGGGCGAUUACAACUCUACCAGCACGGCGAGCGACAGCACACGUGUCCGCGUAGAACCUCCUUCGUUGUUUUCGGAGGAGCUAGAACGCAUGAUAUCGUAAGGAAACAUCCCCCCUCCCCAUACUGAAAAGGUAUACUCCUAAAAAAAAUUGUAAUGCUGAUUUGUGACCACAAAUCCUGUCUCUCUUGCAAGAGAGCAAACCAACGCAAAGAAUCCGCCGACUUAUGCAGGCGAUUUGUAAUGUUGUUGCGGCUACAUGACAGGCCUCUGCUAUGCUAUAGCACCUACACCAAAGCAGUGCCUUGAAAGCACCACGCCAAAGCCUAAGCCUGUGCAGGGGUGCUUUGAAAGCACCCCUGCACAGGCUUAGGCUUUGCCUGCAGUGCCUCACUGCAAGGCGGAGCUGAUUUGUGUACUCAGAUCCAGCAACAGAAAUCUCCGUUUCAAUAUGGGGAGGGGGGAUUUUUCACUUUGAUACAUGACGGAAAUUGACUUUCGAGUACGCGCAGGAGAGGAACCGCCUCCAGGAACUGCGGCUCGUUUCUCUCCGUUGGUGUCCUCCAAGCUGGAUCGAAGAAAAGUCGACUUCGUUGGCCAUUUACGGAUUUAUGUAAAAAAACGCUUCGGACCGGCCAGCCUGCCACUGCUCGCACUACCCCUUGGCAGAAGCGUCUUGCAUUGGGCCAUCGAGGUCCAAAGAGGAUUACCAGUUGACCCAGCGCAGCACAAGCCUGUACCACGCAUUUCGGCGUCGCACGGUCACACUGGUACUGAUUUCCAACGAACGACCAGUGACAGUCGUCUUCUUAUCCUGUGUAAAGGCGCCGCGCCCAUACUUGUUAUGAAAAUCUUAGAUGUAGUUCUUGAUCUUGUACAACCCCCGGCAGCCUCUUUUGUCUAGCAAAUCUGAUUAAAUCAAAAUCUUCCAUCUUGAAUAUGAAUAUGCCGUGAGUGGUACUACGUUUUUACACAGGAUAGCUCUUUGGUACGCGGACUCCGAGGGUCAAUUUGCUUGGCAGUUUACUUUUUUUCGGCCGAGAGUCUCUGUUCGGAUGGGUCUCUAUAAUCAUGCGACCGUCGAGGAUCAUCUUCGGACGCGGGGGCAGAUGAGCUCUCUUCCUCUACUUCACAAACACAGAGAGCGGGGGUCCUCCAAUGAUACUUCUACCGGUGCUGGCGCCCCGCGGCCACAGCCCCGCCGAGCCACAAGCACGACGAGCGCAGGCCUGAAGAUAUCCAGUAUCAAAAUGAAAAAUCCCCCCUCCCCAUAUCAAAAUGGAAGUUCCUGAUGCUGAUUUGCAUACACAAAUCCGACUUGUCUUGCAGUAAGGCAUUGCGGCCACAUCCGCAGCCUAGCUGGGAGCGCUCAGGUGUAGUUGUGUAGCAUUGCAAACGGCCGCUACCCUCUAGGACCAACAGCAUGCCAAAUCGCUUCCACAAUUGGGCGGAUGCCUCUGCGCUUGUCUUCUUGCAAGACAGACCUGAUUUGUGGCCACAUAUCAGCAACACAAAUUUUCGGAAACAUACCUUUUCAAUAUGGGGAAGGGGGAUUUUUCCUGUCAAUAUCCAGCUUCUUUGAGCGCUCUGUUCAGUCGAUCGUUCAGAACUAUGCGCUCGAGGAGGUGCGCAGCCACCGCGAGGCGGCUUGCCAUGCGAUCUGGAGGGUAGAAAAUGAUGUUGAGAAAAGUAUCAACAGCACUCUUCCGGAGCCAAGCCCUCGUCCUGCUCCUGGCAUCGAGGUGCAUAUGUUGGGCUAUGAACAUGUUGCUGCUCUUGACGCUGCAUCUUCUACUUCACCGGAGAACAGGUUGGGAGUAAGGUUGUGA
Messenger RNA from Amoebophrya sp. A120, 2535 nucleotides. The record is from the annotation of a GenBank genome assembly. Lineage: Eukaryota; Dinophyceae; Syndiniales; Amoebophryaceae.